AUGAAUAAGUGUAAAUCACCCAAAAAAGUUGUGCAUUCCUGUACUUUUGAUUUCAAUGAAAAUAGUUUAUUAGAAGCUAUUGGUCAUCAACUGUGUAAGCUAUCAGCUGAUAUGAAUAAGGUAAAGUCCAAUGUAAAUUAUGUAAAACAAGAUGUUUCAUCCUUUAUUGAAGAUAAUCCUGCAACUAAUCGUCAGCCAAAUUCAAAUAUAAAUUCGGAAGAAAACCAUUUAUCAUGUUUUCCAUUAAAAAAUGAAAAUGAACUAUUAGCAAUGGAAUCAACAUUACAAAAUGGAGAAAUAAACUACACAAACAAAUUGGUAUCAACACUAAUUUUUGCCUCUGAAGGAAAAAAUAUUUCCAAAGUCACUUAUAGUAUCUUAAAAAUUAUGUUUUCUGAUGAGCUACUGAAGUAUUACAGCUGGAAAGGUCAAAAAAAUAAAAAACCAUUUUCAGAGUUUAAAAUUUGUAAAGUCAUUAUUGAUGCUGUUAGACAAAAAUUUCCUGAACAAAAAGAUAGCAGAAAUUACAUCAUCAGUAGUAUUAUGUCAUGGCUAGCACAGGCACCAACAAGGAUUGCAAACAAAGAAAAACAAAAAAAAAAGAGAGAAACUGCAGAUUAUCAUCAUCGUCAAGAUUAUGAAGACAACAUUGAUGAUAAUAAUAUCAAUUCAACUUAA
Molecule: messenger RNA, 678 nt
Organism: Macrosiphum euphorbiae (potato aphid)
Lineage: Eukaryota; Metazoa; Arthropoda; Insecta; Hemiptera; Aphididae
Source: the annotation of a GenBank genome assembly